Messenger RNA from Oncorhynchus keta (chum salmon), 5073 nucleotides. RefSeq names its product BTB/POZ domain-containing protein kctd15. Gene Ontology annotation, molecular function: protein binding. The record is from RefSeq and is a predicted model, not a curated record. Lineage: Eukaryota; Metazoa; Chordata; Actinopteri; Salmoniformes; Salmonidae. Gene Ontology annotation, biological process: protein homooligomerization. The transcript is spliced from 5 exons. The coding region runs from base 588 to 1382 and encodes 264 amino acids.
AGCGUGCCCUGUUUUACUUAUUUAACUGGACAAUGGAAAUGUAUGCCUAGCUGGAAAUGCCUGGGGGAUUUUUACAUCAGACGAAAUGACAAUGAUUAAAAUCUGCUUUUUUCCUGCUCUAAAUAUAUUGAGCGACGUGACACUUGCUUGAUACUGAAUAGCACUUAACCGUUACCCCCUGCACACCAGAACGUUAAACCGUUAUAGGGGCUGGUCUAUUUAUAUGUUUUACCGGAAAAUACGAAAAACCUAGCAUUAAUUAAUAUAUCUGGUCAUAGACAUCAUUUUUGUAAAAGGGAGAGAGUAUCACUUUUUCGUUUUUAAAAUCUGACUGGGUGCGAGUAGAGCUAAUUGUAGCCUAAUCCUUGCCCCAGAGGCGUUUGGGCAGCCCGGAGCAAGAAUUCUUUUUUAGCGCUGCUCUGUUAUUUCGAGACAGGAUUAUUGGCUUUCUUCUCAUAACAGACUGGCAGUUUCAUUUAUUAAGCAAAAAGACACUCAAGAAGCUAAAAUACGAAGCAGGAUUUGACCGACUCAAUUUUUAAGUGUAUACAAAUAAGAACCGAAAAGGGAAAGGAGAGGUCUCUUCUAUGUAUAAGGAAGGAAGAAGCAUGUCACGACUGUCUUUGACCCGGUCCCCGGUAUCUCCUAUGUCCACACAAGGAAUCCCUCUACCGGCUCAACUGACAAAGUCGAAUGCUCCGGUUCACAUUGACGUCGGGGGACACAUGUAUACUAGUAGCCUGGCUACUCUCACCAAAUACCCAGACUCAAGAAUCAGCCGUCUGUUUAAUGGCACAGAGCCCAUCGUGCUGGACAGCUUGAAGCAGCACUACUUCAUCGACAGGGAUGGAGAAAUAUUCCGUUACAUUCUCAGCUUCCUCAGGACCUGCAAACUGCUUCUCCCAGAUGACUUCAAGGAGUUCCACCUGCUGUAUGAGGAGGCUCGGUACUACCAGCUGUCCCCCAUGAUUAAGGAGCUGGAACGUUGGAAGCAGGAGAGGGAGCAGCGCAGGACGGCCCAGCCCUGUGACUGCCUGGUGGUGCGGGUGACGCCUGACCUAGGUGAGAGGAUCGCCCUUAGCGGGGAGAAGGUGCUUAUCGAGGAGAUCUUCCCCGAGACUGGAGACGUCAUGUGCAACUCGGUGAAUGCCGGCUGGAACCAGGACCCCACGCACGUCAUCCGCUUCCCCCUCAACGGCUACUGCAGGCUCAACUCUGUCCAGGUUCUAGAGCGUCUGUUCCAGAAGGGUUUCAGCGUGGCAGCGUCCUGCGGCGGCGGGGUGGACUCCUCCCAGUUCAGCGAGUACGUGCUGUGCCGUGAGGACCGGCGGAGUAUGUCCAUGAACACCCCCAUCAGGAUAAAACAGGAGCCCCUGGACUAGAGAGACUUUAGGAGAGGAGAGGGACUAGCCACGAGGGGCUCCUCACCCCCCUACUGGACAGAACAGAACAAACCCAAACCCUAAUAUCCCUCCACCUCACACCACAAAAACCAACCCAGCAAGAAACACCUAAGUAUUAGCAGACGCCUGAUAACGUUGCCAGCUCUGAGGAACUCAGUGCACUAAGGGGAAUGUAGUAUAAACACAAAAAAGCAAAGAAAGAAAACAAAAGGAUUUGAUUCUGUUUACUAAUAACACCCAAAGGAAUAAAGGACUAUGAUGAUGAACAGAAAGACUGAAACAGCAGCUCCAUCUCUUGACCCAUUUAAGCACCGUGACCAAUCUCUUUUUCCUCCAGUUGUAAGGCUCUCUGACCCCUUGUGAAGAGGUGUCCUGACCUCAGUGAGGAGAACGGCCCCCUUGCCCUCAGUGCAGCGCAUGGCGGUGUGUCGUCCAGUCCCGUACGUGUCUGUGUGAGGCCCAUGUGUUGUGUGCGCCGUCCAGUGCAGCUGAGUGGGGACAAGACAGGUGCUAUUUAGGGAGGCCUGGCCUGACAAGGGGCAGGGCUGACAGAGAGGAAGAGGAGGAAGUGACAGCCAUCCAGCCCACAUUGCUCUUAUAGCCAGCAACCAGGCCUCGCAGCCAAGGGAGGUCCAAUUGAUUGUCUUUCUUAUUUUCAUUGUUGUUUAUAAAGUACAACUUUUUUCUCUGAUUUUUUUGCUGUUUUAUCACAACAUGGUGUAAACAAUUAUUAAUAGGAUUGUUUUAUGUUUUUUUCCCCUCCUAUAUGAAGGAUGUAUGAGUGUUGUAUUCAGUCAGUAUGUUUGAAAGCUUCAGAGAAUGAGAAAGAGACAGAGAGAGACAGAGAGAAAGAGAGACAGAGAGAGAAAGAGAGAGAGAGAGAAAGAGAGAGAGAGAGACAGAGAGAGACAGAGAGAAAGAGAGAGAGAGAGAAAGAGAGAGAGAGAGACAGAGAGAGAGAGAGAGAGAGAGAGAGAGAGAGAGAGACAGAGACAGAGAGAGAGAGAGAGACAGAGAGAGAGAGAGACAGAGAGAGAGAGAGACAGAGAGAGAGAGAGAGAGAGAGAGAGAGAGAGACAUAGAGAGACAUAGAGAGAGAGACUUGGCAGUGGCUAUAGAAACACUAUUAUGUCUGGAGGCUACGUGGCUAAAGCAGCAGUCUGGCUGGUAAUGCAUUCAGAGCUGGAGAAGGUCUCAUUGUUUAAAUGGGGCUGCAAGGGAACCUGGCUAUUUCUACAUCUUUCAGAGGAAACAUUUGUAGCAUGCAUAAAGUGCAUUGGCUUUGUUGCAAUUAGCUGUCAAACAUAUCUUACAUCAAAUAAGAUUAACAAUGUGAGAGUACAUAUAUUUAUUAAAAAGUUAAAAGUCAACAUGUAAAAUGAUCUGUAAUGUGAAAUGAGAAAAUCUGAAUGAAAUUGUAUAUGAAGGCUCUGAAUGUGUUGCUGGUUGUGGAAUGCCAGAAUGUUCCUAACUUGACAAGGAACAUGUGAACUGAGGUAGAUCAGUGUAUCUCCAUGAUUGUGAUGAGAUGUACUCUAAAUGCUUGAUAACUUUGUUUGCACUUAUAACACAUCCUCUACAAAACAUCCUCCACCCCAAAUAAGUUCUUAGUAUACGUCCUGAUGACCAGCGCCCAAUCAACCCACACAUUAUUUCAUUGUGUUUAUAGUAAUUAGCACAUAUUAAUAUGUUGAGAGAGUCCAAUGUAAGUAAUAUCAAACUUCGGUGAUAAAGCGAAGUUGCCUAUUUGAUGAUUGUACAAAGUUUAAAAUUCAUGUUUUCAUAAUUGUUUAUUUGACACAGAAAUCACUAUGAUUAUUCAAAAAAAAAUGAUAGGAACAAACACAGUACAAAUAGUCUGACAAUUGAAAGAAUACUUUACGUUCAAUCAUGUUUGUCUUGCUGACUGUCAUUUCAUUUCUAAGGGAGGAUUAUUUCAAUCACUCUUCACAUGUCUGCAGCAGCAUAACCUAAAAUGAACUGUAAGCUGAGCAUCAGAGCAUUGUUUACAGAGAAAAAGAGUGGGAGGCACUUGUUCUAUCCUGCUGUGAUUCCAUGGUUUGAUUCUCUACAUUUGUGGAUCAAAGAGAGAAACAAGAAAGAAAGAGUAUAAAGUUGUCAUACUUUAUAUCUGUGUUUCAUCCAUUCCAAAAUAAUAGAUCAAAAAGAGGCCCAUUCUGAUCUUGGUUCAGCACCGGCUUGUUGAUGAGUUUGUUUUGAAACCUCCUAUGGUGGGUGUUUCACUAAUUACAAUUACAAAAAUCUUAUUUCAAAUGGGAUGGUAGUCUAAUUUGUAAUGAACCAACUAUCCUCUUGGUCCUAGUGUCCAGUGUCUUCUCUGUGGAUGUCCACUGAUUAAACAAGCCACAGGACUUCUUCAGUCUUCAGUUUUUAAAGAUGGUCAGGGUUAGUUAGUUAGUUUAGCUCCAAGAAGUCCAGAAGGCAGCACAGACCUCCUAGGGGGCCUCCCUCCCAAUCAGGCUCCUCUUUGUUCUGACCUGCUACUGUCCUGGGCCCUUGUAUCCAGUCGCCUCAAAGGGAAUGGCCAACCAGGCCUUUUAUGUUGCUGAGGGAUGUGGGGCUUCAGAGCCCAGCGGGUCCCCCGGGCUCCCAUGCACUCCCAGCUCCUCAGAAAUGCCAGUAGAGACAAGGGUUGUGCCCCCCACUGCGUCAUCACAUUCCCAGACCCUUCUGUACAGAGCACCCUCCUAACGUUACCCCCAUGGCUCACUGGACCGCACCGCACCAGACCAAACAAACAUUCCCUCCCUACUUUAUGUCCUCUGGUAUCUCUAGAUUCAACUUUACAUCUGAAGGGAACCGGCUCAGUUCUCAAUGGUUCUGAAUAGUUACAGUAUGUGGCAGCAUUUAGCCCACCUUCAUCAGUUCACUUCCCUGUUGACACAAGAGUAAAGCAACUCAACAAUACCUCUUACAGGUGGCAGGUUCUGACAGAUACCUCAUUACAUUACUGGGCCAUUUCUUCUAACAUAUUGUAUGUUUUCACACAUACCCUCAGAAAAAAAGAAGUGCCGUGCAGCACCAUUUGUCCCUGUAGGAGAACCCCCUGAAAGUUGGCUCCAGACAGAACCAUUUUGGGUUCCAAAUUGAACCUGUGUUCCAGGUGCUAUUAAAGCAUGCUAUUUUGAACCAGAUCUUAAAUGGUUCUAUCUGGAACCCUUUUUUCAGAGGGUUCCCCUACAGGGACACAUGGUGCCACAUAGCACUCUUUUUUUUCUGAGAGUGUACCAUUUUCUUUUAGUAAUUUGUGGUCAGUAAGACCAUAAUUAACAAGGAGUCCUACCACUUCUCUGUGUGGUGUGUCCACACAGUCCAGAGACCGGAGGGCAGUUGUACAGUUGUUUGUAUAUUAAAUUGUUAUCAGCACACUGGCUUUUACUGAGCCCUCGACCGUCUUAAUAAAAAAGAGACCUAUAAGUCCUCUCAUUUACUACCAAACAAAAAUAACAAAAAUAAUUUCCAAUUUGCAAGCAUUAUGUUGUGUACAUAUGGAUUAAACACAUUUCAAAAGGGUAUACUUAAGGUACAAAAUGUAUAUUAUUGAAAAUGUUUUAAUAAUUAGACUGUGGUAUUAAAGGGCAUGUGUUCACUUACAGUGUGUCCAUUUGAUUUUUCUUGCAUAUUUGCGAUAAUAAAAGGAUGUACUGUA